This is a messenger RNA of Lutra lutra (Eurasian river otter), 2348 nucleotides long. RefSeq names its product sorting nexin 12 (gene SNX12). Gene Ontology annotation, cellular component: retromer complex; early endosome membrane. Gene Ontology annotation, biological process: endocytic recycling; late endosome to Golgi transport. Bases 120 to 608 code for a protein of 162 amino acids. The transcript has 4 exons. Gene Ontology annotation, molecular function: phosphatidylinositol-3-phosphate binding. NCBI's taxonomy places the organism in Eukaryota, Metazoa, Chordata, Mammalia, Carnivora, Mustelidae. The record is from RefSeq and is a predicted model, not a curated record.
CGGCGCCGCCGUUUGUGGGUUGGCUGGUUAUUUUGCAAACGGGAGGGGCUGUGCGCGCUCCUGCCUCCGGCCUCUGUCCCCCCACCCCUUUCCCCGGUCCCGGUCUCUCCUUCGGAAAGAUGUCGGACACGGCAGUGGCUGACACUCGGCGCCUUAACUCGAAGCCGCAGGACUUGACCGACGCUUACGGACCGCCAAGUAACUUCCUGGAGAUCGACAUCUUUAAUCCACAGACGGUGGGCGUGGGCCGCGCGCGCUUCACCACCUAUGAGGUUCGCAUGCGGACAAACCUACCCAUCUUCAAGCUGAAGGAGUCCUGUGUCCGGCGGCGCUACAGUGACUUUGAGUGGCUAAAAAAUGAGCUGGAGCGAGAUAGUAAGAUUGUAGUACCACCGCUGCCUGGGAAAGCCUUGAAGCGGCAGCUCCCUUUUCGAGGAGAUGAGGGGAUCUUUGAGGAGUCUUUCAUUGAAGAAAGGAGGCAGGGCCUCGAACAGUUUAUUAACAAAAUUGCUGGGCACCCACUGGCUCAGAACGAACGCUGCCUACACAUGUUCCUGCAGGAGGAGGCAAUUGACAGGAACUACGUCCCUGGGAAGGUGCGCCAGUAGGAGCCCCUCUCACCACUUGCCCUCUACUUUCCUGCUGAAAUUGACAUUGGUUUUUACACUAAGCCUCUCUCUCUCUCUUUGAUCUGAAGUUGACUGCCCAUCCCUUGGCCCGAUAGACUGGCUGGCAUUGUGUUCCUUGGUACCUGACUACACCGUGGGCACUCUGCUAGGAUCCUCUUCUCUAAGGAGAGGUGGGAACCACAGGCAGAUGCCCUUUGCUUGGGGUGCGGGUGGGGGGAUUGGACUGGAAGGUAAUUUCUUGGGCAUUUACCCAUGCCAGAAGGCAAAUCUUAUGGGGGGGCGGGUCUUGUGCUGGUGGGGCACUUGGACACAUACUGAUGUUGCAAGUCCAGGGGAUUUUCUUACUCUUAGGUUUAACCAGGAACGCUGAGCAGGGAUAGCCCUGCGUUUCCUACCUGCAUGAACUUUUUCCUUUUUGGGAAGGUGGUAGAGACUCAGAUGUUCUCCUUGUUUUCUCGAGGCCUGCUCCCAGUUUUCUCAACAGUUUCUUUUGUUUCUUUCUCUCUCCCUCGUUGCUUUCCAUGGCAGUAAAUCCUCCUAGAGUCUAAGCAGUCUGUUGUGUGGAGCAAGGUGUGUGGGUGUUCUGGGCCCUUCAUCAUGGCUGCUUCAGAGUCAGAAGAAAGCCAUAGGGCAGUAGGAGAACUCUUGUUGUCUAGCCCCUCUCUUUUGUGGCUCCCCACUCUGGCUGCCUGUUCCUGCUCAUCAGCAGGUGAGUCAGUGUGGGCCAGCAGUUCUCCCUCCCCAAGCCCUUGCUACCUUAUAGGUUGGCUUUGCAGGUUUGGUGGCUUGAGGGGUGGGGGCAACUCACCACUGCCAGGUAACUCCCUAAAGGGUGGGAGUGGAUCAUUUUCUGGGUACCUCCCAGCGGUGGGGAAGGGCAUCACUACCCUCCCCAUUCCAUUCUCCCUCCCCCGCCAUCCCAUUUAGCGCUGCCAUAGGGCAGAAGCACAUGAACAAACCACACAGUCUCUGACUUCUAAGCACUUUGAGCUGUUGAAUGGGGCUCAGGGGCAAGAGUUGUCGCUGCCCUCCACAGCUUGGUCACAGGGUUAUUGAACUGCCUGCACUCCUUGCCCGUGGAACUCCAGCAUUCUCCCCAGAAUCUGAGCUAGCGUUAGCAGCUGGGUAUGGAUGUUCCAAAUCUGAGAGUCUGAAGCGGCUUUCCUGGGCUUCUGUUUGGAAGAUAGUGGUUUGUUUGCUGGGGCCUGAUACCCGUCUCCAGUGGUGGGAUGGGAGCAAGUUAACUGCUGUCAUGUCAAAAGUGGGGACACUGCUUAGACUCUCGUCAUGGAAGGAUUGGAGUUCUCUAUACAGGGUCUUGGGGAAAAGGAUUAUGGAGUCUAACAAGACCCUGGUCAGAGAGAUUAAGAUUGCAUUUUGACAUGGGAUUUGGAGUCCUUCUGAAUGUUGAAGUUCCCUGAGACAGAUCAGCUCUCCAGCUGCUGAGCCUGUACCAGGGGCUGAGCAGCCCCUAGAGAGAGGCUCUGCUCCCUUUCCCAUCUCCCCAAUGUUGGUGUUGUCUCUGCCUUUUUGAUUUGUAUCCUCUGUUACUAACUUUUUUUAAAGAGUUCUUCCUUCAUUGUGCACAAAUGCUGAAAGCCUGAGGCCCCAUUUCUGCUGUGUAUAUAUCCUGACUCGGGGCUUUUAUUCAGCAUACUGUUCAUUCUUCUGUCAGACAAUGUCAUAUUCAACUGUUCAUAUUAAACCACUGUGAAGCAA